Molecule: messenger RNA, 1885 nt
Organism: Hyla sarda
Lineage: Eukaryota; Metazoa; Chordata; Amphibia; Anura; Hylidae
Product: acyl-coenzyme A amino acid N-acyltransferase 1-like
Exons: 4
Coding region: 238-1563 (441 amino acids)
Biological process (GO): fatty acid metabolic process; acyl-CoA metabolic process
Molecular function (GO): fatty acyl-CoA hydrolase activity
Source: RefSeq, a predicted model, not a curated record
GUGUCAGAUGUUUAGUUGUAUGAGUAAGGCUUCCUGCGUGAGGCCGAAACGCUUCACCCUGUGAUGUCCUGUUGUCGUUCAUCGGACUUUAUUCAAUAAAGCAUCGAUUCUUCGCAAGAGUUCCUGUGCCAGACAAUCUUCUUUUCUAUGCUCACAAGUGUGGUGUAGUCUGCGCCAGUCCAUGCAUCCAGGUGGCAAGAGGGUGAGCUGGCUAAUACCUGCUAUACAUAUGAACAAAUGAUAUGUACUUAUAUAUGCUGUAGGAUUACAAGCCUUGCUAUGUAUAAUGAUUUUUCAGAUAUGGUUAUUCUAUUAGUCUCGCCUGAAAUCUCUUUGGUGGAUGAACCAGUGAAGAUCCAAGCUUCAGGACUCCCCCCUGAGAAGGUCAUCACUCUACGGGCAUGGCUGAAGGAUGAGAAAGGGCAGAUAUUUCAAUCCAGAGCUUUCUACAAGACAGAUAUGGAAGGGAAUGUGGAUCUGGAGACGUCUCCAGCCACUGGUGGAGACUUUCAUGGAGUCUGUCCAAUGGGUCUAUUUUGGAGUUUGAAGCCAGUUGUCCCAUUUCUAAGGCUGAUGAAACGUGAUGUGAUGGGGAGUCCCUUCUCUCUUCAUCUGGAGCUAUAUACUUUAUUGGUGUUAACUCCACUUCCUGAAGAUUCUCCUGCUGCCACCAAAGUCAUUGAAAGAUGGUAUACAGCUCCCGGAGUCCAGAGAACACUAAUAAGAGAAGGACGUGUACGAGGAGCACUCUUUCUCCCACCAGGUGAAGGGCCCUUUCCUGGAGUUAUUGACAUGUUUGGAGGUGUCGGUGGUCUGAUAGAAUUCCGUAGUAGCCUCCUGGCUAGCCGCGGUUUUGCCUCUCUCGCCUUGGCUUAUUUUGCGUAUGAUGAUUUGCCUAGUUUUCUCGGUGAAAUGGAUUUAAAGUAUUUUGAAGAAGCCGCUCAAUUUCUGUGUGCUCAUCCAAAAGUGUCAAGUGAUGGAAUUGGAGUGGUCGCUAUAUGUAAAGGAGCUGAGAUAGCUUUGGCCAUGGCGUCUUACCUGCCUCAGGUUGCUGCUACAGUAUGCAUCAAUGGAACCAACGCUGUGAAUGGCAACAGCCUUAUUUAUGGUGAUCUUGCUCUGAGCGGAAUACCCUACAAAGCAGAAAGACUUUUGAUCACAGACUUCGGGUCCCUCUCUCUUUUAAACUUUUUGGAUGAUUCAGGAAAACCAGAACACCAGGACUCUAUACUUCCCCUGGAGAAAGCCAGAGGUCCCAUCCUCUUUUUAGUGGGAGACAAAGACGAGAAUUACAACAGCUUGUUUUUUGCUAGGGAAGCAAAUGCCAGGGCAGUAAAGUACGGCAAAAAGGAUGUGUACUUGCGAUGUUACCCAGGAGCGGGACAUCUUCUAGAGCCUCCGGGUUCCCCCUUCUGUUCAGUAUCACAGUCCACAUUCUUUCCACUUCCUUUGACUUGGGGUGGGGAGCUUGUGGCUCACUGCAGAGCACAGGAAACUAGUUGGAAAGAGCUUCAAGAAUUUCUCCGUAAAAAUGUUAGGUGCUCACGAUGGAAUAAAUUAUGAUCAUUUUAAUCUAUUAGGGGAAUCUACAAUCCAGCAUUCUAUGGUGAGAGUUCACAAUGGGCAUUGCUGUACAUACCAUUAGCUAUAUUGAAUGUACCGCAUGUGAAUGCCUGUAUAUUUGAGCUAUGUGGCGGAGGGGCGUAUCGGUCUGCUAAUGACAUCAGAGCUCAAGUGAGAUCCCCUUUAAGCUGAAAUAUAAAAUGAAAACAUUGCAGUUUUAUUUUUAUCUAUUAAAGAUUAUGUUAUAUUGUUUUUCUCCCAGUUGUUUUAUUUCAUCACAGAACAAUGAAUAAAAGUUUACAUCAUAAUUUGAAUAGCAAAG